This is a messenger RNA of Drosophila sechellia, 1698 nucleotides long. RefSeq lists its product as uncharacterized. The transcript has a single exon. Lineage: Eukaryota; Metazoa; Arthropoda; Insecta; Diptera; Drosophilidae. The record is from RefSeq and is a predicted model, not a curated record. The coding region runs from base 70 to 1680 and encodes 536 amino acids.
AUGACAUUUAAGUCAAAAUUUUCACGAAAGUGUUUACAAUAUACACCUUAAAUUAGGAUAAAAUUAGAAAUGAGUUCAAGCCAGAGAAAUGUGCUGAUGGAGGAGGAUACAUCCGAGGGUAUGAUUCACCCAGAUGGCUUAGCCAAUGACCUUAUAAAGGGAGUUUUCAAAAAUUAUCCUGAACGGGGUCUCCACGAAGAGUCAUCCUUCAGUGUGUCUUCAGGUUCCUUACCGAAGUGCAAGAGUGAAAUUGAUAGUCGUCUAGAUUACUGGAAGAACAUGCUUAUUCAAAGACGGGCGUUACAAGAGAGACUGCGAGUCCAACUGGGCAGGACUCCAGAGGACAUGAUCCUUAAUCAGCAGGGAAAAAUAGUGAAACGAUCCAUAGGAGGCUGUCUGGAGACCGUAGGACUACCCAGCUAUUCAGCUGCCGAAAUGUUGGGGUGUAAAGAACUGAAAAGGGAGGAAGCGGAUAUUACGCCUGAGCUACCACCCCAAAUCCGUAGUUUGGAGGUGGUGGGCAGGAAGAUCCAGGCUCAUUGCUCGAAAAUGUCCGAUCAGGUGGGCUGUACAGAGCCUUUAGGUGCCAGUGACGCUGUCGAGGUGGCCCAAUCAACAGUGACGAUCCAACAACCAGUUAGCGGACUGGGCGUUCGCAUCAAUGGAAUUAAUUUCUGGCCCCAUAUUCCAGAGUUCUCUCCCACCAUUGACCGAACCUUUGCUUGUCAGCCCUUCCAACGUCACCUGCGCCCCAUCAUACGCAUAGAAAACAUUGGAAGUCAGGAGCUGAACCUACAAUGGAAGAAGGUUAAUUUCUUCUCGAACAACAAUACCCUUAUGGAAGCCGAUCCGGAUGACUUCGUUUUCGAUGUGGCCCCAUUUGUGCUUCUUCCAGGCGAGUUUCGUGAUGUUACGGUUCUGUAUCAGCCGCGCUGCGUGGCCAUUGUAAAGCAGCGCUGGCUGCUAUCGACGUGUCCACGCAUCUUCUUCUGUCGUCCUUCUGGUUUCACAUUAAACUUGAACGGUCGCUGUACUCCCCCCAAAGAAUACUUGGACCGCCUCAAAAUGGAGAAGCUUCAGGUGUUGUCGUAUGCGCCGCCGCCUCCUCUCCAACAGCAGACAGUGACCCUCUGUCCAUAUGAACGGGAGCUGGAGGAGCGGGAGGUUUUCAACCGGCGGAACAGAUGCUUCCAGUGCCUAACUCACCAAGAUUUUGAGCGCCUCAUGGCGUUCUACAAACGGGUGAGGCCUCCAAAUUCACAUGUAUCUUCCUGGGACUACAGUGUGCACUCGCUAAUCCACCUGGUGUGUAAUAGUCGUGACAUUCGGCAGCGCAUUAAGCACUCUUCGGAACUGGCAAACUUGUUAGACGGCUUGCGGAGAACAUGUCCAAUGCCACUGGUUAAAGCGGACUCAGUUAAUAGGCUGCGGAACCGCAAUCAAUCAAAAAUGAUUUAUGUACGUGGAAUACUAGGUAGCUUACUGGAAGAAUGGGAACAGAGGGUGCAUUUCCUUAGGUCGAGGGUCGCCCACGAAGACUCUAGUUCCAGUUUGCGGGAGGCUAAUAGCAUUCUCCGUUCAAAGUCAUUUAUGGACUCAAUCUGUAUGCUGUUGCACGGAUUGAUUUGCAGAGCGGUCGAGGAUAUUGUGUCGGUGAUCGAGAGCACCGUCCAGAUUUAGUUGUCGCCGAGCAUACAA